AGCUAGGCCUCCUAAGCCAGGGAUUGUGGGUUCGAGUCCCAUCUGGGGUGGAAAUCUUUUAAACGCUUCUUAGCGAUCCAACAGGUGACACAAAAGCUUACUGCAGGCCUAUAAAAACAAGAACGCUAUGCGAAUCGGCAUUUAGACUUUAAGCAGGUGGAAAUUUUGCUAUAGCUCUUCAGUCAUUACCUGCCACUGAGUACUUAGCGUUAGCUUUGGUUAUAAAUUAGAUUGCGAAUGUGUUAAUCAGAUCCAGACAGUAAAUUAAAACAUGCAUCGGUUUGCACGGGGGUUUGUUUUGUGCGUCCUAACGGCGACCUUCGUGAAGGCUCAGCAUGUUCAGAGAGCCACCGUAUAUUGGGAUGCUGUUCAGAGGUCUGUGGAGCUGAAAGAGGGUGCAAUGGAAGAGGAGGGAGAUGCACUUGGUUAUUUCAAUGAUAGUUUAUCUGUUUCUGGAUGGGGAGUGCUGGAAGUGCAGGCUGGUUAUGGACAAUUCCAGGAAAACGAUGAGAUUACAUAUUUCUUGGCCGGAUACCUUGAAGGAUACCUUACAGCCUCACAGAUGAUAAACCAUUACUAUAAUAUGUAUCCUCAGAUGAUAAAGGAUAAUAGUGUUAUGAAACAUCUGAAAUGCUUUAUGAGUGAGCAAGACUCGUGGACAAGAACACACGUGAAAUUAAAUGGGAAGACUGAUGCUUUGUGGCAUCAUGUGGGACUUCUAGUGGCUCAGAUGGAUGGACUGCAUGCUGGGGCAGCACACUGGGCCAAAAGUAGACAGGAAAAGCCUCUGUCCAUGUUUGCGGUUCAGUUCCUCAAUGGUAUUGGGGAUUUGCUAGAUUUGAUCCCUGUUCUCAAAAGGCGUUCCAACUCUUCUUCUGACUCCUUCAGAAUGCCAGGCAUGAGUCACUGUUCUGCUCUCAUCAAGAUGUUACCUGGCUAUGAGAAUCUGUUGCUUGGUCACUCCAGCUGGUACAGCUAUGCUGCAAGCAUGAGAAUCUACAAGCACUGGGACUUGAAAAAUAAACAUAAUGGCACAAGCCGACUGUCCUUUAGCAGCUACCCUGGGAUCUUGUCAUCUCUGGAUGAUUUUUAUUUGCUGGGAACAGGAUUGCUUGUAACUCAAACCACAAACGACGUGUUCAACUCCUCUCUGUUCUCCCUGGUGACCCCAGAGGCUUUGCUUGCCUGGCAAAGGGUGCGUGUAGCACAUGCGCUGGCCUGCACAGGGAAGCAAUGGGCCCAAAUAUUUUCCAAGCACAAUUCGGGGACCUACAAUAACCAGUAUAUGGUGCUGGAUCUGAAAAGAGUUUCACUUGGAAAGCAGAUUGAGGAUUGGAGUCUGACUGUUGUGGAGCAGAUUCCUGGUUUGGUGGUGUACUCGGAUCAGUCACAAGCGCUACGUCAUGGUUACUGGGCAUCCUACAACAUACCUUUCCACUCAGACAUUUACCGAAUGAGUGGUUAUGGUGUGAUGUGGAAAAAGUACGGGGAAGACUUCUCAUAUGACCUCUGUCCACGUGCUAAAAUUUUCCGCAGGGACCAGGGAAAAGUCACUAAUCUGGACACCUUGAAAUACAUUAUGAGGUACAAUGAUUUCAGAAAGGACCCAUAUUCAAGGAAGCAUCCUUGUAAUUCCAUCUGCUGCCGAAAUGACCUGAGACUUCGACGACCUCAUCCAGAGGGGUGUUAUGAUACAAAGGUUACAGAUUAUCACAUGGCCCAGAUAUUUUCAGCUGAAGCUGUGAACGGACCCACUACUCAGAAUGGUCUUCCACUUUUCUCUUGGAGCCGUUUUAAUCGGACAGCUCAUCAUGGGCUCCCUCAGACGUACAACUUUACAUUCAUCAGCAUGCAGCCUUUGCUCUUUGGUUCCAGAGAUCAAGCCAAGACUGAUAGUAGUUUUGUACAGUGUAUGAACAGCAGUCUAGAGGAUACAAAUGCAAGACUUGGAAAGGAUUUAAUUGACUUAGCAUCAGAUAUUUACCAGCAGCUUCAUAAAGUCAUGGGGUACAUUUUUGCCACAUAAAAAAUUUUGUGCAACUGAAUGUAUAAUACUUCCAAUUAGUGCUGGACAUGUUUAUGCAAUAAAAGACUACAGUAACAAAUAUUUGCCCUAACUUGUAUAAUUUGUGUUAAUGACAAAGCUCAUAGACAUGAAUAUUAACAAAUUACCAAUAAAAUGUAUCAAUGCAGUCAUUUAAGAUUAAGAUAAACUGAGCUGAACAGUGUCAGACUAAGCAGUGUUAGCGUACUUUUACACUGAAGAAAGUAAUAGUAUGGAUAGAGGACCUGUCAAGUUAAAAAUGUCCUCUAAUGAUAGAUUUGUUUAUUACAAACAGAGCUCAUUUCACAACACAUUAAUUGGAGAUGGACUGGUGUUGCGUGGAUUACUUGUAGAUUAUUGUAAUGUAUUUAUCAGCUGUUUGGACUCAUUCUGACGGCACCCAUUUGCUGC
Cyprinus carpio (common carp) is the source of this 2455-nucleotide messenger RNA. Its product is annotated as phospholipase B domain containing 1b. Gene Ontology annotation, molecular function: glycerophospholipase activity. Lineage: Eukaryota; Metazoa; Chordata; Actinopteri; Cypriniformes; Cyprinidae. The record is from RefSeq and is a predicted model, not a curated record. Gene Ontology annotation, biological process: phospholipid catabolic process. Gene Ontology annotation, cellular component: extracellular region.